UAGAGACAUUGCAUUUCGUCCACUCUGUUUAAGUAAAGAAGGACUUCGACUUUAGUGGCUGGAAAGCACAAUAUCAAAUAGCAAUAGACUCUGCAGAAGUCUACAUUCUACUCUUCCCAUGACUGAGCAUUGUCUGCCUCUCCAGGAAAUACUGCCUGCUCCAGAGGAUCAGGUCUAAAGAAGACGGCAGAAUUGUAUUUCAAAGCUGCUGUCGGCGGUGUAUGCACACUAGCAGACAGGCAGGGACAGGUGCUACAUUCGGAGAAAGGAGGAGCAAAUCAAAGAGGAGACAAGCCGCACUGCUUCACAGAAGAAUUCUGAAACAGCUGUCCGGCAGACGUCCUGCCUGCUAGAAGUAAAACCCUCAAGGGCAGAAGCAGGGAGAGAGUGAGAGAGAGAAGCUGAAAACGGCAACACACCGCACCACCCAGAAGCAGACUACAGUUCGUCAACCACAGUGUGAGCAAACAGGGACAUUAAUCUUCAAAGACACACAAUCAGGUAAAGGACAUUAAUCCAAACAUUUGGGCUGGAUUGUCUUCACUAAGGGUUGUGGACACAUUUAAAACAGCUGCUCUCUGAGAAUGUAACCCCUGCCCUUCCCUUGGGAGACUUCGGCAAGUUUAUCACCCAGCUGAGGAAUUCUGUUAAAGAGUGUGUCCCUUUCAUUUCCAUACCUGCUGGACUCUUCCAUAGCAGGGAUGCCCGCCAAAAUGCCCAUCUACCUGAAGUCCACCAAUAGUAAGAAGGGAAAGAAAUGUCGUUUGAGGGACAUCUUGUCCCCUGACAUGAUCAGUCCUCCUCUUGGGGAUUUUCGACACACUAUCCACAUUGGUAAGGGUGGCGAAUGCGAUGCCUUCGGUGAUAUGUCGUUCCUACAAGGAAGAUUUGAGCUUCUACCUGGGAAAGGUGGUUUUAUUCGGCCACAAUAUAACAAAAAUGGGGAGUUUACGAGGGCCAACAGCGCCUCCGAAGCCUCUUAUGUCGAAACUCCAUCACCAGUCCUGAAAAAUGCCAUUUCCCUUCCAAGCAUUGGUGGAAGCCAAGCACUGACCUUACCUCUGAUCUCCACCACUGUGUUUCCCAUAACUCAGAAUACUCUGGACAACCUAGAUGAGCUAUCUACUCCUCCAACUGGUUCUGAUGUGAAUGAAGAUCUGGAGAUCCUGCAGAUGGAGACCUUUCUUCAGUCAAUCAGCGUCUUCAGAAGUGACCCCAGCCCCGUUCCGGAAGAGAACGAAUGCUCAAUCAACUUUGUGGAGAUACCGGAGAAGUCACCUGCCAAAAAGAAGAAGAUCCACAACAGUGAAAAUGAUCUUGAGAAGUUUUUAUCCAUCUUCGUUAACAAGGAUACUGAUGCCAAUGGGAAUUUCAGCAAUGGUAAAAAUCACAACAACAGCGACUCGGUCUUCCAGUACAAGCAGGAGUUGUUUGACAUCAAGGGCGAUUGGGCGGACAGAGAUAGUGGGGUGGAAGAGGUUUGUUUAUGUGAUUCAGACUUUGAGAUCUCCAAAAGCAAAAGCCACUCACAGGAGUCGCUCACACAAAUCACAGGAUCCCUUUGCUCGCUUGAACUCGACUUAGGCCCUUCCAUUUUGGAUGACAUACUCAAUAUCAUGAAUAAGCCUGUGCAGUAGACCGUGACUUUGACUGAGAACCAGAAGAGAAUCUAAUUUGCUUGUACCCACUGAGAGACUUGCUAGUCAAAUGAAGAUAUACUAUGUGACAUGGCAAUGUUGGGUGUUCAUUUUAAAAUGAACUGAAGAGACUGAACUGACUUUUGUUUCUCAGAAAUACUCCUUUUUCAGUUUGUUAUCUUUAGCUUCAGAGCGAGGAAUUCACUAAGAAGGAACUGCAGCUGCUGAUGCGUUUAUUUGCACGCUGACUGCAUAGUCUUAGCACAUGAUUCACUGAAAGGAAUUAUGCAAAUCAAGAAACACACCCAAAAAUGUUUGAGUGGUUCCGAGUUUUUGGUUGUGGAGGAUGCAGCAUACUUUACUGGGACUAUACAGCAUGUUCUCCAUCAUAUAACUCAUUAUUGCCAUGAAAUCAAAAGAAACACACAAUCAUCACUUUUAAAUACAAUUUUGUUUAAAAUAAUACAGUGUUAAUUGCGCCAGGCAAAUAGCAUUUUUUUAGAAUCAGGUGCAUUCUAUAACAAGACUCAUUUGCACUGAAAAUUAUGACAAUUGUUAAUUUUAAUAUGCCUGGCGCAGGGAUAAACCUGCACAUAUAGCGGCCUAGCCAAGUUGGACUGCGGGUGUAUAAUAACAUGCAGGUUUUUACGCUGAAGUCGUGCAACAGUUUAGUGAAUUCUCCCAGUGUCUCUGCAUACCUUGUUUUUCUGUUUGGGACAGAGCAUAAAAUUAACAACACAGCCAUUGUGCCUUUUAAGUGGCACAACACAAGCAGUUUUAGCAUGUGAAGACAUCAAUGCUAUUGUAAAUGCAUAAACAUUUUUAUUAGUUCUGUUUACAGUUGUUCAUGCACGACGUCCUUAACAUCAAAUAACAGUGAGUGUGAUAACAUUUUAUCAUCCAGAUGCCUGUGUAAAUUUAUGCAAACAUAUACAAACAUGACUCAUCACAAAACCAAUUCAUGCACCAAUAUAUUUAUACUGACUGUUUCAAUAACUACACUACCAAAUCCUAUAUGUACUGUAUAUACUUUAAAGCAUAUAUGUUUGUAUGUUGUGAAGCUAAAUAUGAAAUAAAUAAAUGAAUGA
Molecule: messenger RNA, 2725 nt
Organism: Xyrauchen texanus (razorback sucker)
Lineage: Eukaryota; Metazoa; Chordata; Actinopteri; Cypriniformes; Catostomidae
Product: cdc42 effector protein 3-like
Exons: 2
Coding region: 702-1637 (311 amino acids)
Source: RefSeq, a predicted model, not a curated record